Messenger RNA from Acanthochromis polyacanthus (spiny chromis), 1944 nucleotides. It is a transcript of the gene cd302, whose product is annotated as CD302 molecule. The record is from RefSeq and is a predicted model, not a curated record. NCBI's taxonomy places the organism in Eukaryota, Metazoa, Chordata, Actinopteri, Pomacentridae. Bases 82 to 804 code for a protein of 240 amino acids. The transcript has 6 exons. Gene Ontology annotation, molecular function: signaling receptor activity.
UGUGUGUGGGAGGGAUCUGCUCACUGACAGUGCAACUCUCACUACUAGUUUGGAGCUCCAACAUUUCUUGUGUUCGCCGUCAUGGAGUCUCGGAAGGAUCGCCUCGGAUCACUGCUGUGUUUUGUGUUCGUGCUGUUUGCUCACCUGCAGCUGGCCUGGACGGGAGAUUGCCCUGCAGACGGACGCACCUGGGUGCCGUUUGGAGACAGAUGUUACCACUUUGUCCACGGAGAAGAAGACACCAUCAAAAGCUACACUUUUGUCAGAGCAAACACCCUCUGUCAAGGCUUUGAGCUUUUGACCGUCCAGAGUGCUGAGGAGAAUGACUUUAUCAUUAAAUAUAGCCCAGAGGUGUGGAAAGGAGAGGUCAGCAUGUGGCUGGGAAUGUAUUAUGACACAAACACUGAAGACAUGAAGUGGUUUGGUGAGGACCCAGUGAGAUACACCAACUGGGAGAAUGCCUUCCCAUCAGACCUCCUCCCCAUGGAAACAUGUGUUGCUCUGCACAGCAAGACUGGAAAGUGGGAAAAUGUCAGCUGCACAGAGGAUUAUGAGAACGGCGUGGUCUGUGAAACAGCACAGAAAGAGGAAGCCAAACGGAAACCUAGCGCACUGCUCUCCGCCCUGGUCAUUCUCAGCGUGGUGGCUAUCUUGGGAGUCUCAGCAGUUAUUUGGUUUGUGCACCAGAAGCACAAUCUCGGCUCCACUAUCCUCACGGCAUUCGAGCACCACCCUCCGUUCCGAGUCCUGGACAUGGACCAUACCUGCCUGGUGGAGGCUGAGGAGACCGACAGCACACCAUAACACUAACCCCUUCACUCUUCUGCUUUUUUCCACUUGCACUAACUAACAAUCAUGUGUAAAUUUCACCGACUGGUGCGUGUUCAUCACCUGCCACGGAGUGUAACAUCAGGUUAAAGUGAUUGUAUAGCAGAUACUACGGAAUGCUUCAUUAACUUUUGGGAUCGCUAUUUCUCUUUCGUAUAUUAAAAGAAACUUACUGUUGCUUUUUGAAAGAGUAAGGGAUUACAGGAAAAGCAGAGCUCUGUUUCUGUUACAAUGAUUUGCAUUCCCACAAAUGUGGGACACUAAAAAGAGGGAUGAAAAUAAGAAAGAUCAUUGUAUGCAGUGGAGAUUGAGAUUUAUUUUGUGUUUAGUUUCAAUUAUGUAAAAAUGCUGGAUUCUACACUUUAUGUAACUCAAUCAAUCAUGCUUUCAUUAUACCUUCCCUGCCUGGUAGAUGCUCAAACUCCAGCUUGUCACACAGGCUCUCUGUCAAAUUCAAUAACCUGAUCAUCUACUGAGGGUUAGUUUUAAGACAUUAGAGCCACGUGAGGAAUUAUACAAGUACGAUGAGCAUAUUGACCUUUAUUUCAAAAAUCAAAGAAGUGUCACUUUAGCCAGUAUUCUUUAAAACAGGAAUCCUCAGUCAUAAGCUAUGAAGGGCACAUUUAGAUGGAUUUAAAUCCAAACGACAGCCCGAUUUAAGUAUGAGCAGUUGCCUAUAGAUGUAGCCAAUAAGGUUAAGUUGCGUAGGCUAUAAAGCUAAUUUGUGUUUUUGAGGAAAGAUAUUCCAAAGAGAAAACUUCUCCUAAAGUAUUACUGUUAUUACAGAGACAUUCUGACUAAUAUCUGUGCAUUUGGUCAACUAGUUUGGGCACAAUGUUUUUUUUGUUGUUGUUGUUGGCCAAAAGCACACAGCUUCCCCUCUACUGUGACAAUACAGCCUGUAAGUAUGAAACUGUUGACCUCGUCUGUCACAGUAAUUCUCUCCAUCCAUAGAGUGCAUCUGUCAUUUUUGGAUUGUUUAACUGGUUAGAAGAUUCAGUGUAUGUUUUCAAAUGUGAAGUGUAUUCUUGCUCCCCUGUGAAAUACAACCUUGGUAUUAUUUUUUUUUAGAAAGUUAUAAAUAAAUCGUCCCGUGAAUGAUUCACGACAAUCAGA